Mycotypha africana is the source of this 1465-nucleotide messenger RNA. RefSeq lists its product as uncharacterized. Lineage: Eukaryota; Fungi; Mucoromycota; Mucoromycetes; Mucorales; Mycotyphaceae. Bases 423 to 1163 code for a protein of 246 amino acids. The record is from RefSeq and is a predicted model, not a curated record. The transcript has a single exon.
GGUUGCUGUUCCUUAACAGCAAUGCCGAAGGCUGCUUGAUAGAUUGUGUACUCAUGUGAAUAAGUUAUAUGCCUUUUCAUCACAAAGGAGAUUUACGCCCAAAGCAUACUAAUUAUUGGGCUGUCAUUUCAUUUCGGUCUUGUAUUCCCCUCGGCCCACAAAAAUAGGAAAGCCUAAAGUUUGAUUCGUCAAAUUCUAAUUUGGCAGAUCAGCGAAAAUGACAAAAGAGUGAUGUGGAGAAAAUCGACCAGCCAAUUUUAUGCCGCGCGCGCGUUUCCACAUGUAUAAAAUCUGUUUUUUCUUCAAUCUGUCAGCUUUCUUUUUUUCUCUGCUCCCCUCUUCCAUCUCCAACUCGCCUGAUUUACUGAAACACUUUCUUUUCCCAUCAUCACACCAAAAGUAUAAAAAAUUUUGCGAUAAAUAUGGAUACUAUUAAUUCAGUUUUAAACGACCAAAAUAGCGGCCUACUGCUCGAAAGUAGUUUGUACAGAUUCCUCGAAAAACUAGACGCUAUUCAUGAUCUCUUUGCCGAAAGAUCUGUUGACACUGAAAAACAGCGCUUUAUCAAAGAGCUACAGCGUGAAGGCUAUCGAUCUCAUACCGAUUAUGAAUCUUACCUAAAAAAACUCAUUGAACAUUGUGAGCAACGAAAAUACGCCCUUCUCAAUGAAAGCAAGACCUUCAAUCACCGAAAGGCUGCUCUACCUAGCGUCAUGCUCGCCAAGCACACUGUCGUGAAUGAAGUACAACGCUGUCAGAGCAGUUCUCUCGUGCCUAAGGAAGGAGAAUAUAAGUACAAGACCUUGAUUAAGCUGAUUGGGGCAUUGACAUUGACGGCUUUUGCCGCUCAGUUUACGCGCUGGUGGUGUUGGCUGCCUCUCCUCUUGGUUACUGUCGUGGUAGGCGGAUUUUCAUUCAAAAAAGCAGAUAAUAGCGCUUACGAGCACAAAUUGGAAUUGUUAACCCUGUUGGAACGAUUGGAUGCCGAGUUGACUGACUUGGUGGAUUUAUCACACGAAUUUGAUCAUGCUAUAGAGAAGCAAACAGAUAAUGUCGUUAGUAAACGAGCUACAGAGAGGGACAGAAAUGAGUUGUUGGAUGUAUAUGAUAAGUUGAUAAAGAAAGCGAUUGAACACAUCACAGCAAUGAGCAACGCUGCAUGAGUCAAUAGAUAUUUUGUAGUAUUUUGACUACCACUCUUCUCUCUGUAAAUUUACAUAUAAUUAUCAAUCUCCUACUCCUGGCAAAAGGGAUUUCAUUUAUAAUGUGGAAUAAAGAGAACAAUGUGUAGUAUAGUCAACCGCAUUAAUAAUCAGAAAAGUGAGAAAAUACAUGUAUUUUCAUCUUCAGAAGGAUAACUUAUUCAAAGACCUCGAGCUGGUUCAGCCAACAGCUUUCAUGGCUUCAAUUCAAGUUGUAGAGGAUCACCGGUAAGUACUACGUAGAACUUUCGGUACUUGAAGCU